AUGCAAUAAGAUACUAAUAGUGCUUUGGAAAUGACUGAUGGAUAAUUGCAAUUAUAGCCUGUCUAAAUUGAAACUAAAUAAGUUGUAUAUACAUAAUCCAUGAUUACAACAUAGCCUCAACCAUACUAUCCUCCUCCUCCUCCUCCACCCUCUAAUCCUCAAGUAAAUAUUGUUGUUUAGACUGCUCCUUAUUAACCUCCCCCUCCUUAGGAAGUAAUAGUAGUGAAUACUUCAUUAGGGAAUACUGCAUUACUUUGUAAUCAAUCAAGAUUUCCAAUAUUGAUGACUUGUCCAUACUGUUCAAAGUUGGGGACAACAAGAAUUAACUUCCUACCAGGAGCAGGAACAUGGUGUUGUUGUUUCAUAUUGCUUUUAUUUGUAUGGGUAUGCUUCUGGAUUCCUUUUGUGUCUGAAAAUUGUCAAGAUGCGAAUCAUAUGUGUCCAAACUGUGGGUAACUUGUUGGAACAUGUCUUUACAAAGUGUGCGGAUGAAUAUGAUUUAAAUGUUAUUUGUAUUUGUUUCUAUCAAUGCAAUCUAUGUA
Paramecium tetraurelia is the source of this 542-nucleotide messenger RNA. RefSeq lists its product as uncharacterized. Lineage: Eukaryota; Ciliophora; Oligohymenophorea; Peniculida; Parameciidae. The transcript has 3 exons. The record is from RefSeq and is a predicted model, not a curated record. Gene Ontology annotation, molecular function: zinc ion binding.